This is a messenger RNA of Mangifera indica (mango), 3685 nucleotides long. Its product is annotated as disease resistance protein RPP2B-like. The coding region runs from base 23 to 3685 and encodes 1220 amino acids. Gene Ontology annotation, molecular function: protein binding; ADP binding. The record is from RefSeq and is a predicted model, not a curated record. The transcript is spliced from 6 exons. Lineage: Eukaryota; Viridiplantae; Streptophyta; Magnoliopsida; Sapindales; Anacardiaceae. Gene Ontology annotation, biological process: defense response; signal transduction.
UUAGCUCUAUUCGACAUAUCUGAUGAAAGCCUCUCAUCAGUUCCAGUUGAUGGCUUCUUCUUCCAACAUUCCAGAACUAAAGUAUGAUGUUUUCCUUAGUUUCAGAGGUGUGGACACCCGGAAUAAUUUCCCAAGCCAUCUUGCUGCAGCUUUGUGUCGUAAAAAGAUUCGAGCUUUCAUUGAUUACGAAUUCGACAGAGGAAAAGAAAUUUCACCAUCUCUAUUGAAGGCAAUUGAACAGUCAAAGAUUUCCGUUAUCAUUUUGUCAGAAAAUUAUGCCUCUUCCAGAUGGUGUUUAGAAGAACUUGCAAAGAUCCUUGACUGCAAACAAAUGUUUCGACAGAUGGUAAUACCAAUUUUCUAUCACGUUGAUCCAUCACAUGUAAGGAAUCAAACUGGAGCUUUUGGGGAUGCGUUUGCCGCACUCGAAAAGCGUUUUGAGGAGAGGUUAGAUGUGCUACAGAGAUGGAAGACUGCUUUGAAGGAAGUAGCUAAUCUCUCUGGUUGGACUGCAGAUAGCAAAAAGUGUGAAUCUGAACUUAUAGAAGAAACUAUUAUGGAUAUAUUAAAGAGACUAAACAAAAUAUCUCCAAGUGAUCAUAGUGACUUAAUUGGAGUAGAAUCUGCCAUCAAAGAAAUUGAGUCAUUAUUGAAAAUUGGGUCCAAUGAUGUUUGUAUUGUGGGGAUUUGGGGCCUUGGCGGAAUAGGCAAGACAUCUAUUAGUCGUGCAAUAUUCAACAAAUAUUUGAGCUAUUUUGAAGGUUCUUUCUUCGCUGAAAAUGUUAGGGAAGAAUUAGAUAAUCACAGGAGACUAACUGCCUUGCAUCAAAAACUUCUUUUCAAAAUAUUGGAGGAUAGAUAUGCCAAUAUAAGACUCACCCUCACAAAAGAAAGACUUGCCCGUAAGAAGGUUUUCAUUGUUUUUGAUGAUGUGAUUUCUUUAAACCAAAUAGAAAAUUUAAUUGGAGAUCCCAAAUGUUUUGGUUUAGGAAGUCGAAUUAUUAUAACAUCACGAGAUAAACAAGUUCUUAAUAAUUGUGGGACAGAUAAGAUAUACAAGCUUGAGGAAUUAGUUGAUUAUGAAGCUCUUCAGCUUUUCAACCGUUUUGCCUUCAAACAUAAUCGGUAUGCAAUUAAAGAGUACAAGGAGCUAUCAGAAAAGAUAAUAACAUAUGCUAAAGGUGUCCCAUUAGCUCUUAAAGUUUUAGGCUCUUCUCUAUCAGGAAAGACAAAGCAAGAAUGGGAAGGUGAAGUGAAUAAAUUAGAAAGAAGUCCUCCUAAGGAUAUCCAAGAUGUGUUGAAAAUAAGCUUCGACGGAUUAGAUUAUGAAGAGAAGGAAUUAUUCUUAGAUAUUGCAUGCAUCUUUAAGGGGGAGAAUAGAAAUCUUGUAAUAAGUGUCAUGGAUUCUUGUGGCUGCUCCACAGAGAUUGGGUUAAGUGUUCUCAUUGAUAAGUCCCUUAUUAUUGUAUCAAAUUAUAAGAUAACAAUGCAUGAUUUACUUGAAGAAAUGGGUAAAGAAAUUGUUCGACAAGAAUCUGUUGAAAAUCCUGGUAAACGUAGUCGUUUAUUUCACCAUAAAGAUAUAUAUCAUGUUUUGACAAGAAAUAAGGGGACUGAAGCAAUUAAAGGCAUAUGUCUAGAUGUGUCUCAAGUAGGAGAAAUACACUUAACUCCUCAUGCUUUUUCAAAGAUGCCAAACCUAAAAUAUCUCAAAGUCUAUAGCUCGCACUACGAAGAAGAUUUUAAUGAGUUGUAUGGAUUUCAAGAUGUGGAAUCUGUGUUCGCUGAGCUAAAGUACCUCUUUUGGCCUAGAUAUGCAUGGACAACAUUGCCUUUGAAAUUUCAUCUAGAAAACCUUGUUGCACUUGAGAUGCUUGAAAGCAACAUUGAGCAACUUUGGCCUGGGGUCCAGGUAUUUAUAUGUUAUUAUUUUGAUGAAAUUAAGGCACAUUGUGAAUUCAAGAUAUCAUAUAUGCUAAUUUCUAUGGUAAAUCUAAUUUGUUUAAUUUCUUUUUCAUUACAGAAUAUUGUAAAUUUAAAACGUAUUAACCUCAACUAUUUCGAGCAUUUACUCGAAUGUCCCAACCUUUCAUUGGCCAAAAAUCUUGAGACUCUAGAUUUAGAAGGUUGUACAAGUUUGACUGAGAUUCACUCAUCUAUUCAAUAUCUCAAUAAGCUUUCUACCUUAAAUUUGCGCUAUUGCACAAGCCUUUGUUGUAUUCCAUCAGCAAUUUGUUCAAAAUCUUUGCGAAAAGUUGUUUUCACUGAUUGCUCAAAUUUGGAUACGGUGCCAAGUCUGUCAUGUAAUGUUGAAGAGUUACGUUUAGAUGGAACUACAAUUAGAGAAUUGCUUUCGUCAAUCGAGAAUCUAUCUAAAUUAGUAACUUUGAGUCUUGGCAAUUGUACAAGGCUUGAGAGUCUUCCCAGCGGCAUUUGUAAGUUGAAGUCUCUUGAAUGUCUUAUUCUCUCUGGUUGUUUGAAACUUACUAGUUUUCCUGAAGAGAUAGGAAAUUUAGAAACAGAGAGUGUUAUAAGGUAUAUACCACCAACCAUAGUAUGUUUCGAAAACCUCAAAGAGGUCAUUUUGGAGGGACAUGAUGUUAAGGAAUGUCUGGGUUUGUUAUUGUCUUUUUUAUCAGGUGCACAAUUUCUCAGGUUUCUAAAUCUAUCUAAUUGUUGUAUCACUGAGUUACCCAACAGUCUUGGCCAAUUAACCUCACUAGAAUGUUUAGAGAUGAACUCAAACAAAUUUGACAGCAUACCGACAAGCAUCAUAAAUCUUUCUAAAUUGUCCCGGCUUGAUGUGUGCGGCUGUGAUGUGCUAAAAUCCUUACCAGAGCUUCCAUCAAGCGUUAAAUUUAUAAAAGCAGAGGAUUGUUAUUCCCUUGAAUUAUUGUCGGGUUUAUCAAUUUCAUGGUCAACUACAUGGGGACUUAAGACAGUUAAUUUCAGCAAUUGUUUUAAACUGGACCAGAGUGUCCUUGAAGACAUUGUGAAAUCUACUCUACAAAAUAUUCAGCGAAGUGCAACUGAAUCAUUUGGUUACAUACACGAUCCAAAUUGUUAUAUAUGUUUUCCUGGAAGUUCAAUUCCAGAUUGGUUUACCUUCCAAAGUAACGGAUCAUUUAUAGAGCUGCUACCGGGUUGUUUGAAUGGUGACCCAGUGGGUUUACUUUUCUGUAUUGUUAUAUCACCCCGAGACCAUCAUGAUGAGGUGAAAGACUUCAAUGUUAAAUAUGAGUUACAUCUAAAAUCAGAUGGUGGGCAAUAUGCGAAAAAGGCGGAGGGCUCUUGGUCCGUUUUGGCAACUCCAGACUCAGACCACAUAUUCUUGGGUUACAAAGCUUUUUGGUCCGCUCAAUUCUGUUCCAAUAGUGAAGUUUUGUUUCAAUUCUAUAUUGAAGAUUGGGAAGGUAGACCUCUUGAAUGUUACAAGGUGAAUGAGUGCGGCGUCCUGUUCUACCCUGAAGCUAGUGACGCAUCACACGCUAAAAGACAAAAGUUGGCCUGGGAAUGCAGAUUACAUAGGGAUUUGAAAUGGAGGGUUAGAGACGUUAGGACCCCUGGAAUUUUAGAUCGUCAGAAGUUGGUGGUCGAUGGUAGGAUACAGGCCCAUGAGAAUUGCGCAACUGUGCCUUGGAUGGGUCACCACCCGAGAACCCCAGGAGCCAGGCUGGUAGCUUAG